AUGCCUGGGGCUUUCCCGUCUCAAGACCGUGGGUCUGCCGAAAACAGUCCCACGAAGUCGCAAAUCGAAGAGAACCAACCAACAACCUCCCUCGAAUCCACGGUUGGCGAAUCAUCGUGUGAACAAGAUGCGAUAAAGAAUCCGGUCGAGGUAGGAUUUCAAUCAAUUGCUGCUUUUUUCGGGAUGCCCUUGGACUCAACAGCACAGCACAGCAUUGAUCAAGCAGAAGAAUCAAGUAGUUUGGGAUCAACAGUAAUCGAACAAAGAAGUCCAAUCAAAGCAAGCUCUCCAAUAAAAGUAGGAAGAUCCUUGUAUGGAAAUAAUAGGGUCGAAACAAACUCAACAACUCACGACAGUGACCAAGAAGGUGAAUACACAAAUUUUGUAGAUGCAGCCAACUCUCCAGCAGAGGACUUUGUGGACGCUGACGGGCACAUAUGGAGGUCAAGAUUCUGUCUUCUAGAGGAAGGUGUACUUUACUUUUAUCGGAAUUCCCAGGACGCGAAUUCUGCGAUCGCUAUUGAAGAGAGGCAGAAUGUGCAAGCGCAACCAGAGCAAAAUGGCAUUAGGCUGUACAGCCCCAAGGACUUGUCAAAGUCACCUGUAUCCAAAGGAAUGCAUGGACAAUCGGGUUCAGCUUCGACUGAAGAAGCAAACAGCUUCACCUGGGAGAAGCGAGUCUUCCUAAAUUCAGUGGGAUCUGUGCGGUCUGCAGAACAGGAGUUCGGAGCAAAUGCGUUCCAGCUUGAAGCAAUUAGUGGAGAUCAGAAUGUCGAAAAGACGGAUACGCUGGUACUAUGUGCUAGGAAUGAAGAUGACAUGAAGGAAUGGAUCUUUCAGUUCCAUCGAUCUCUUAGUUGGUUCAUGAGGAGCUUUAUGAAAUCUGAAAUAUAUAUGGAUAUCGCAUAUCCUAUUACAUCUCAUCAGGCAGCGUCUUUCAUCCCAUUUCAUCGAUCGGACAAGGAUGUACAAAGGUGCUUUGCACCAUCACCGAUAUUAUCAGAGGAAGUAGAGAAGAAAGGUUCGCUAUCACAUGGCCACGGGCGAAUCGGUCUUCAACGUAGUCGUCAGCUCACGACGAAGUCCAUGUCGCUUGAUAACGAAGCUGCUUCUGAUAGCAUUGCAUCUAUUCCAAGAACUGGUUUGACAUCCAAACAAGAUCAAAAGACCAAUAGUACUAGCAAUGGGGAUGGCAAGUCGUCAAAGGCAAGGGCGUAUAUACCUCCUCAUUUGAGGCGCAAAAUGCAAGCAAGCCAAAAUUUGGCCGACACCAACGGAUUGACUUACCAUACAGACGAGAGUGAUGUAACUGAUUUUCCUGCAGAGAAGGAAGCAAAGGAUAGUAAGCACACUGGUGCAUUACGCGAGAAAGUGCAUGGCGGUACCGCAUCCUCACUUAAAAACGGACCCAAGAGUACUGAAACUCCUGAACCUGCAAUAUAUCAUAAAGGUGGAUGUGCUGACCCACAGUUGGUGCCAGUGUCGAUUGUCGACUCUCGAUACAUCCCUAGGAAAGCAUCAAGACUUGGUCCAAAUGCGGGAACGCCUUUUGGAUGUUUUGGUGGCGAAGGCAUUUACGAAACAUCUCGAAGCACUGCACCUAUUUGCUGGGAAACUGGAGCUGUUUCAGAAUGUGGAAUUCGAGAUUCGAACGAAGAUGCAUAUCUAAUAUCAAAUGAUCUUCUUCAUGAUCAGAAUUAUGAGCAGACGUCAGAAACAAACCGUGCAAAAACAAAUUUAGGCAGCCAUGAAAAAGUUGGAUUAUUUGCAAUUUUUGAUGGGCACCAGGGAGAUCAAGCCGCUCGUUUUGCAGCUGAAAAGCUUGGAGGUUUUAUUCUGGAAGAGAUUGAAAAUAGCUACCAGAAACAAGCUAUGACAGUUCCAUCGCUUGAUUCGCCAAGGCUAGAACUCACUGCUCGAAAUGCUAUGGCAAGGCUGGAUCGAGAAUUUUGUUCCUUGUGUCACGAGGGAGGCAGAGAAUGGGAAUCAGGGGCAACAGCUCUUGUUGCGAUUUUGGUGGACAAGAGCUUGGUUGUUGCGAACUUGGGAGAUUGCCGUGGAGUCAUCUGCCGUGGUGUUGUAGAUGCCGAAUCUUACCUUACCGAUGACGCUUGGCAUGACGUUGAUUUUCCAAGCAGCAACAAUGGUAUGGGAGAUGGUUUGCGUAUAGACACGACUCGUUUUUUUUGGAGAGGGAUAACAAACGUUCACAGCCCAUCAGUGGAGACUGAGCGGGAGCGAAUCGAAGAAGCCAAUGGCUGGGUCACUACCGAAACAGAAAUUCCAAUUGGGCAACUUCGUAGAAUCGACUUUCGAGAUGAAGAUGUGGUCAAUAUAUUGAAGCGAGGUUUCAGCGAAGCCGAGGAAAACCUUUCUUCGGGGGUAGGCAAGCAGAGCAAGGCAGCACCACAACGAAUCCUUGAAAUCUUUAGAGUCUGUGGGGACCUUUCAGUCAGUAGAUCGAUUGGUGAUAGGGACUUUAAGGCAGAAUAUAACCCCCCUCGCACGAAUCCGCACAAAGAUGAUCCAUCAAGUCAGUGCUGGGAAGGUCCGUUGUAUCUCAAGUAUCCAGAUGACCACAAUGGUCGUUUCAAAGGAGACUUAGUAAGCUGUGUACCAGACUUUCAGCGUAUUGAGGUUGGUGAAGAAGGCGUGAACAAUGAAUUCUUACUUUUGGCAAGUGAUGGCUUAUGGGAUGUGCUUGAUGCUGAUGACGCUAUAAGGGUGACAAGGGAACUCCUUGUUCGUAAGAAAAUCGACGCGAAGCAAGCUGCUGCUCGACUUGCGGAGUUGGCUAUUCAUUUAGGUUCGUCAGAUAAUGUCACAGUCAUCAUUCUAAUUGUUAAAAAAUGA
This is a messenger RNA of Cylindrotheca closterium, 2853 nucleotides long. The record is from the annotation of a GenBank genome assembly. NCBI's taxonomy places the organism in Eukaryota, Bacillariophyta, Bacillariophyceae, Bacillariales, Bacillariaceae.